This is a messenger RNA of Protopolystoma xenopodis, 291 nucleotides long. Lineage: Eukaryota; Metazoa; Platyhelminthes; Monogenea; Polystomatidea; Polystomatidae. The record is from the annotation of a GenBank genome assembly.
AUGUAUACAUUUGCCAAAAGAGGUGAGAGUGAAGAUCCCAUCGGUAGUCCAAAUAUUUGUUUGCACAUACUGCCGUUAAAUGUACAAUACGUCGUCCUUACUGUCAGGUUGAUCAAUCGUGUUAACGAUUCUUUCCGUAUCCGUUCUGCCUCCAGGAUGUCCUCUUCUCGCUCAAAUAUCUCCAGCAAGGCGCUUACCGCCUUCUCGUUUGAGAUGUUUGUGUACAUGGAUUGUACAUCGAAACUCACCAACAGUUCCGACUCAAACAACCCAAUGUUCUGGAUCCUUUAA